Molecule: messenger RNA, 1020 nt
Organism: Dipodomys spectabilis (banner-tailed kangaroo rat)
Lineage: Eukaryota; Metazoa; Chordata; Mammalia; Rodentia; Heteromyidae
Product: melanoma-associated antigen 10-like
Exons: 4
Coding region: 1-1020 (339 amino acids)
Biological process (GO): negative regulation of transcription by RNA polymerase II
Cellular component (GO): nucleus
Source: RefSeq, a predicted model, not a curated record
AUGGAUGAAGAGAAACUGACCUCUCUCAAGAUAUUUUUUUCAGACUACAGCUUCAGUAGAAGUGAUGUGUACAGAAGUGCUCACCUGCCAAGCAACAGUUCCAUCCUUUCCAUCCAAAGGUCUGCGAGUCCUUCACCACCGAGUUGCUGUUGGCAUUCUUGCCUGCUGUACCCAAGGAAAGCCAUGAUGCCUUAUAGUCAGAAGACCCAACAGGGAAAGUAUGAGAGGAGUCUUCAUGCCCAAAGAGGGAUGCUACAACUGAUGGGUGAGCUGGUCUCUGUGUCUCAGGUGGAGAAGGCAACUGCCACAGCCACAGCCUCCUCCAUUCCUCUCAUCCCAGCUACCUCAGAGGAGGUGAAUGAGGGCAAUGUCUUCGGCCCUGUGUCUUUGGUGCAACAUGCAGCAUCUUUAGUGCCCUUCUUGCUUUUCAAGUAUCAGAUGAAGGAGCCCACCACCAAGGCAGAAAUGUUGAAUCAUGUGAUCAGAAGUCACCACGAGUACUUCCCUGUGAUCCUCAACAAUGCUUCUGAGAGAAUGCAGCUGGUCUUUGGCAUUGAGUUGAAGGAAGUGGAUCCCACCCACCACGCCUACAUCCUUGUCACUUCCUUAGGGCUUACAUAUGAUGGGAUGAUGAGUGAUGUCCAGGGCAUGCCUAAAACGGGCCUCUUGAUAAUGAUCCUGGGUGUCAUUUUCAUAGAGGGCAAUUGUGCCCCUGAAGAGGUGGUCUGGGAAUCUUUGAGUGUGAUGGGGGUGAGUCCUGGGUUAUCGCACUACUUUUAUGGGAAUCCCAGGAAGUUAAUCACUGAAGAUUUUGUGCGGGAACAGUACCUGGAGUACCGGCAGGUGCCCAACAGUGAUUCUGCUCGCUUUGAGUUCCUGUGGGGCCCAAGGGCCCAUGCAGAAACCAGCAGGGUGCAAGUCCUAAAACACUGGGCCAAGUUCAGUGGGUGUGAUCCAAAGUCCCUCUCAGACUUGUAUGAAAAAGCUUUGAGAGAUGAGGAGGAGGGCACCCAGGCUUAA